AUGGCGCGUAACGAGGAGAAGGCGAACGCCGUGCUUAAUCGCUUCUGGGCCGCGAAGCAGGACGAGAAGCGCAAGCCGCGGGAGAAGCGCCCGUUCCUCGCGUCCGAAUGCCGCGACCUAUCAGACGCCGACAAGUGGCGGCAGCAGAUCUUGCGCGAGAUCGGACGGCGAGUAACAGAGAUUCAGAACCCAGGGUUAGGCGAGCACCGACUUAAGGAUCUUAACGACGAGAUCAAUAAGCUCAUACGGGAGAAAGGGCACUGGGAGAAACGGAUAGUUGAGCUUGGCGGCCCGAAUUACGCGAAACAAGGGCCCAAGAUAACUGACGCGGACGGUAAAGAAGUCGGCGAUGGAGACGACGAGCUGCCGGCCGGCUCCGCGACCGGCAAGGGGUUUGGUUACCGUUACUUCGGCGCUGCGAAGAACCUGCCGGGCGUUCGCGAGCUGUUCGAGAAGCCAACGGCGCCGACUAAGAAGCGGAAUCGGUACGAGCUUUAUAAGCGUAUCGAUAUGGACUAUUACGGGUACAGGGACGAGGAGGACGGGAUCUUGGUGCGGCUCGAGACGGAGGCUGAGCGGGAGAUUAUAGAGAAGUCGGUGCGAGAGUGGGAGGCGCUCGAAGCGGUUAAAGCCGAGGCACGCCGCGCCGUGAAAAGCGGGGAGGAAGCUUCGAUCCGGGUUCAGACGGAUCUGCUAGACGAGCUCGGAGCGCCGAUCGAGACCCGGGAAUCGCGGGAGCGACGCGGGAUCGUGGCCCAAGAGAGAGGGGAAGCGGACGAGGAGGAAACGGAAGAGGAUCGCGAGGAAGCGGCGGAGCGCGCGAGGCGCGAGGAGGCGGCGUUAGACGCGGCGGAAGAGGCGGCGCUGGAUGCGGUGGGCGGGCGGCGGUUCGUGGCGCACGUGCCGCUGCCUGAUGAGAAGGAGAUUGAGCGAAUGGUGGUGGCGAAAAAGAAGGCGGAGCUCUUAAGUAACUGGCGUGGCACGAUUGGAGGGGACGUGGCAUGUAUGGGUGGAGGCGAGCUGAUGCAGGAAGAGGAGGAGGGCAAGAGAAGAGGUUGGUUCAUCUUGAGUGGUGAUGGGAUGGCGUGGAGAUGCAUGGGCAUGCUGACAAAAAGAGAGGAGAUGGUGAAAGAGAGGAGACGAGGUGGAGGAGAGGAGGAAGGAGAGAGGAGAGGAGGAAGGAGAGAGGAGAGGAGGGAGGAGAGAGGAAGAGAGGAGGAGAGAAGUAAGGAGAGAGGAGGAGAGGAGGAGAGGAGUAAGGAGAGAGGAGGAGAGGAGGAAGGAGAGAUGAGGAGAGGAGGAAGGAGAGAGGAGGAGAGGAGGAAGGAGAGAGGAGGAGGAGGAAGGAGAUAG
This is a messenger RNA of Closterium sp. Naga37s-1, 1353 nucleotides long. The record is from the annotation of a GenBank genome assembly. NCBI's taxonomy places the organism in Eukaryota, Viridiplantae, Streptophyta, Zygnematophyceae, Desmidiales, Closteriaceae.